Micropterus salmoides (largemouth bass) is the source of this 1316-nucleotide messenger RNA. Its product is annotated as NACHT, LRR and PYD domains-containing protein 1b allele 2-like. Gene Ontology annotation, biological process: regulation of apoptotic process. Bases 117 to 1049 code for a protein of 310 amino acids. The transcript is spliced from 6 exons. Lineage: Eukaryota; Metazoa; Chordata; Actinopteri; Centrarchiformes; Centrarchidae. The record is from RefSeq and is a predicted model, not a curated record.
CCGAGGCAGGUCAGUAUGAAUGCAGUGUGUCUGCCCUGCGCUGGGUUUGUAAGGACAAGGCCAGCUUCAAGUAUCAGUUUUGUUCAUGGGAUGAACAAAGAGAGAAGCCUUCAUGCAUGGAUUACAUGCCAGCAGGACCCCUACUGGACAUCAAAGUCACAGCUGGGAACUUUGAGGAGUUGCAUCUGCCACACUGGAUAGAUCACAACACUACAACGUCAGACAUGUUUGCAGUUCUACACGUGGAUACCUGUGGUGAUAUUGUGGAACAAGUGUCUGAUGUGACAUCGUCCCACGUCAAGUUACGCCAGACAACUUUCUCUCCAAGGGGGGUCAUGAUGAAACUCGGCUUCCCAGUAAAGGUUUACUGUGACGUGUUAAUAUACAAGACAAAAAAGGAAUUCCUCACACUGCAUGUUUACCUGGUCCCACCUGAUCAGUAUAUACAACAGAAAGUGGAGAGGAAGGAGACAUCUUAUGGAUCAAUAAUAAUCCUAAAACCAAGCCCAGAGAAGUCUCUUCAGAUGCUGGAUAAUUUCUUUCUCACAACAGAUACGGACACAGCUACAAUUCAUCCUGAAACAUUAAAGCUCACAUGUGAGAGGAGAAACCCAAUUUUCUCUGAGGUGUGUAUCCGAAAUGCAGACAGUGAUUUUGACCUGAAACUUGAAAGUGAACAAAGGAGAAAUAGUAAAGAGGACACUGUCUGGGCCUGCACUGUUCGAAGAGGAGACUACAAAACUCAAAGCACUGAUCAUGAAGAUGGUCAGCAUUUUGUGGAUCGCCAUCGGACAGCUCUCAUUAACAGAGUGAGCGACAUCGGAGCCGUCCUGGAUAAGCUCAUUGAAAGGGGGCUGAUCUCAAAUGAGAACUAUGAUGCUGUAAGAGCUAAAGAAACCACACAAGACCAGAUGAGGGACAUUCUUAAGUUUCUGACUACAGCAAAAGCCAAAGACGCUCUCUAUAAAAUCCUUAAAGGGAUGAGAAGUUUGAGGGCUCUCAUCCUUGAGCUUGAGGAAUCUGAAUCUGGUUGUAGCUUCGGACAGUAAGUGGACAUUUGUCGCUUAGAUGACAAAAAACAAACUGAAUGUGAAAUUUAAUGAUGGCACAGGAGAGGACAACAAGAAGCUUAGUGUAUAUUCUGACAUAAAAUAUAUUGUGAUUUAACUAUAAAGAAAGAGGUUUCAUUUAAUAUUUAUAUACUUAUAAACACUGAGUAAGUGGACUGGAGAGUUAGACAAAAUGUUAUCCUGCAAAUGAUUUGCAUCCUCUGGUCAAACUGGUCAAACAGCAAAGUGAAAAGGAAUGCUUUUCAU